ACAACCAACACGGACACCAUCCUACGACCAUGGAAAAGGUCCACUUUCAACUAGAAUCCACCCUCCCGGAACUCCGGGACUUAGAAGAAAAGGGCCUCUUUACCCGCGCAGAACUCCGUCAGAUCACCCUCAGGCGGACGAAACACGAGAGCGACCUCGUCAAACGGGCUGGGAAACCGGAGGAUUACUUGAAGUAUGCCGAGUAUGAGAUCGGGUUGGAGAGGUUGAGGAGGAUCAGGUGGAAGCGAUUGAAGAUGGACAAAUCCCACCAACCCCGAUCCAUCUCCUCCCACUCGAUCCCCCGUCGAAUCCUCUACAUCCUCCGUCGCGCGACGGAAAAGUUCCCUAGGGACCUGAGGACGUGGUUGGCCUACGUCGAUUACGCCAAGAGCGAGGGCAUGGGCAAGGUCGUCGUCAACGCGUUGACAGCGGCUUUACAAUUACACCCCCUAGAACCGAUCUUGUACAUCCUCUUAUCGCAGCACUACCUCGACCCAAUCCCACCAUCCCACAAACGGGCCAACCACCACCAACAAUCCACAUCAUCCUCUUCCUCAUCCUCGAAAUUCUCCAUAGAAAACAUCCCCCCGGCGAGAAAGACCCUCUUACUCGGACUCCGUUUCUUGCCCUCUCACCCGGACUUGUGGGUCGAAUACAUCAAGCUCGAAGUAGGAUGGGUAGAAGCGCUGAGGAGGAGGUGGAAGGUCCUAGGGAUCUUGAACGAGGUCCUCGUCAAGACCGAACGGGAAGAACAGGGUGGGGCCGAAGUUGGGGUCGGGGAGGUGGAAGGUGCCGAUGGGUUCAGGUUGGACCCGUUAAAAGAAGAGGAGGAUGAUGAUAUCGACGAGGUGGGGCAGGACGAAGGCAAAGGCGCCUUUGGGGAGACGGGAGAGUCGGCUAGGAAACGCCUGAUCGACGGUCAAUUGAUCUUGACCGUACUCCGUAAUUCCUUCACCCGCCCGGGAUUGCAAGACGACCUCGAUUACCGGCUGAGGCUGGUCCGGCUCUUCCGAACGUAUCCUACCGGACUCAGGAUCAAGCUCUUGAGGUGCAUUUACGAGAACAUGAACCAGGGCGCCUUGGCAUGGGAUGUGACGGCGAGGAGGGUCGUACUCGAAUCCCGGCUUUUCGAUCGGGCUUACGAUCCCGAGUCGAGGGAGGAAGAGGGACAGGUUCUGAGUGAUCCGGUGAAGGGGGAGUCUGAACGGGUCGUCCUCGUGCCAGGGGAAGAACGGGUCAGGGUGGUCGGUGAGAUCGUCAAGAAGAUCAAGGCGGAGCAGGAUGUCGAGCGGGUCGUACGGCAGGAAAAGGGAGAGGAAGCGUGGAUGUCGUGGAGACGGGAGUGGGAAGAGGUCGCUGGGGAGUGGAUCUUGAGAUGGGCAGACAGGAUGACGGAUGAUGAGGAAGAUCUGCGUAAAUACCUGUUGGCAUCGUUGACGAGCCUGACGAGACAGUCGGCCUCGGACAAGAUCGUCCCGACGACCAGACUCUUGGCGGCUCAUCUCGACUACCUCUUGUCGUUGCCUUCCGAGAAGGCACCGUCUUCGAAUCGGUUGCGAGCGAUCGCCAAGGAUUAUACGCGGUUACGAGCCGCAUCAUCGAGGUUGUGGAGCUCGAGACUGGACAUCGAGCGACGUAUAGCAGAGUCCAGCGGUAAUGACGAGGAUCGAAGGGAAGCAGAGGCCGAGGUCGGGAGGCUGUACCUCUCCGCUAUGGAUUCUAUCGGGUAUAACGAGGGCGCCACGGACGUUUGGGUACAAGGGUUGAACUGGUUCGACCGCUUCGUUCCCGCUUCCGGGGACGAGGUCAUGGCAGGGCACUGGACGACGGGGAUCAAGGCUGCCAAACGAUUCGAGGCGGAUGGAGACGAUGGUCGGGCGCUCUACUCGGGCGUGCUCGUAGGCUGGGUCGAGAGCGUUCUGAUCGGAUCGGGCGAGGUGGAAGUUGGGAUUCAGCGGGUUCGGGACGUCGUUGGGACGUUGCUGAAACCCGAAUGGCAAGCACCCUCGACCGCCUUGUCCGCUACGUUCCACCUCGUCGCCGGUCUGAACCACCUGCAAGACGCUCAGCUCGCUCCCUCGCUGCAGUCGAUAUACGAAGCUUGGCAUCGACGAGCGCGACACAACCCGGCUCAAAAGGUCGCCGGAUGCUUGUCCUAUGUCUCGUGGCUGCUGUCGCACACCAAGGGACAGGCGAAAAAGGCUUGGGACCUGGUGGAAAGCGUCAAGUGCGAGGUCGAGACGGGUGAAGCUGGUGGGCUCGAGGGUAAAGGUGGACUGCUCAGGCGAGAUCAAAAGACGAUAGAAAGGGAGCGAAGGGAGAUGGUCGUCUCGCUAGAGGAGGGAUGGAGGGAUAUCCUCCGGGCUGCCGAGAGGAGGCGGAAUCAGGAUGGAGAGUCUGACGAUGAUAGCGAGAGCGGGGAGGAUGCCUCGGACAGCGGGGAAGAUGAUGACGAGGAUGUCGACAUGGAUUAGACGAAUAGAAUCGCUUCAACGAUUUAUGAUAUAAUUGCGUAGAAUGUGUAGGACGUCAGGAAGGUUUUCAUCUCCGGCUAGAUAUUACUCCUCAUUUAACGACCGUUAUAUGUUAGACAGCCGGUUCCUUUA
Molecule: messenger RNA, 2606 nt
Organism: Filobasidium floriforme
Lineage: Eukaryota; Fungi; Basidiomycota; Tremellomycetes; Filobasidiales; Filobasidiaceae
Product: U3 small nucleolar RNA-associated protein 6-domain-containing protein
Exons: 4
Coding region: 30-2474 (814 amino acids)
Biological process (GO): maturation of SSU-rRNA from tricistronic rRNA transcript (SSU-rRNA, 5.8S rRNA, LSU-rRNA)
Cellular component (GO): Pwp2p-containing subcomplex of 90S preribosome; small-subunit processome
Molecular function (GO): protein binding; snoRNA binding
Source: RefSeq, a predicted model, not a curated record